This is a messenger RNA of Styela clava, 606 nucleotides long. Its product is annotated as cytochrome P450 2U1-like. Gene Ontology annotation, biological process: xenobiotic metabolic process. Gene Ontology annotation, cellular component: intracellular membrane-bounded organelle; cytoplasm. Gene Ontology annotation, molecular function: oxidoreductase activity, acting on paired donors, with incorporation or reduction of molecular oxygen, reduced flavin or flavoprotein as one donor, and incorporation of one atom of oxygen; steroid hydroxylase activity; iron ion binding. The record is from RefSeq and is a predicted model, not a curated record. Lineage: Eukaryota; Metazoa; Chordata; Ascidiacea; Stolidobranchia; Styelidae.
UAUAGAAGAAAUAAUGAGGCACAGAACAUUGGUGCCACUGAGUGUAUUCCAUAAAACGAACGAAGAGGCAAUUUUAUAUGGAUAUUCUAUCCCGAAAAAUACUACGGUUUGUCCAAAUAUUUGGGCUGUUCAUUUUGACCCAGAACAUUUUGAAAACCCAGAAGAAUUUCGACCAGGAAGAUUUCUCGACGGUGACGGAAAAUUCAUCAAAUCAAAUCGCGUGAUCCCGUUUUCAGUCGGCCAAAGAGGUUGCCUAGGACAACAGCUGGCCAAAAUGGAAAUAUUCAUUAUCCUAAUAGGAUUACUGCAGAAGUUGAGAGUUGGUCCUGACCCUGAAAAGCCGCUUCCAUCUUUCUAUAUCGGCGGGAAUUGUAUAGCAACAUAUGAGCCUCCACAAUUUGAAGUCGUUUUUAAACGACGUUAACUUACCUUUCGGAAGUUCCACUGGUUAAGGUUUAAGCUUACUUUGUUAGCUUAUAAUUAUCUUUUGCGCUUUAAAUUGCAAACCGAAUCACAGUUUCGUAUACCAAACUAUAAAUACUUUUGGUAAUCAAGUGAAAUAGACAACACUUGUCGCAAACUAUUUCGGCAAUUCAAGCCAUACAA